Chrysemys picta bellii (western painted turtle) is the source of this 750-nucleotide messenger RNA. The record is from RefSeq and is a predicted model, not a curated record. NCBI's taxonomy places the organism in Eukaryota, Metazoa, Chordata, Testudines, Emydidae.
AUGAUUGGAAUCAUCCCGUCCAGCCUCAGUUUAGAGAUCCACUCAGAGCUGAUGGGUUACACCAGUUUACUGUAUCUCUCUGGAAUCUGGCCUUGUCUUUUCCAAUUUUUCGCUUCUAUUUAUCUUGAAGUUGCUCAGCGCCCAUCCCAGAAUCCACAGAUGGCAGCUGUCACGCAGACCUUUCCAAAGAGCGAUUCAUGUGAGAUAAAUGAAAACACAACAGUGUGCAACCGUACACUGGAGAAUUUCCGAUCUUGCCUGAAGCGAAAUUUGUGUGGGGUGGAAAACAGCUCAGCAGAGGGCUCCGGGUGCAAACUCUGCCCCAGGCACUGGGUGCCGCACAGGGACAAGUGCUACUGGCUGUCUGAAGAGAACCAAUACUGGAGCAGGGGCCAGGAUGACUGCUCACGGAGGAGAUCUCACCUGCUAGUGAUCCAGGACCGGGAGGAGCUGGAGUUCACACAGAAUCUUACAGGAAAUCAAAUUCCGGCGUGGAUUGGACUCAACAUCACAUCCCCAGGGAGGAAGUGGACCUGGGUGGAUGGUUCCCCGUUAAAUCAAACACUGUGAGUGUUUCCUGAUUAAUAUUUGACAUCAGUCUGCAAUAAGUAUAUAGAGUGAAAUCCCCAUUAAAGUCAAUGGCAAAACUGCGCUUGAAGGAUUUCAUCCAUUAAUUUGACAGUAUAAAGGUCAAUCUUGCAAACACACGUGGGUUUGACUUUAAUCUCAUUGGAGUGAAUGGCAGUACCC